GUCACCAGUCUUUAUCCAGGACCCACUGCGAAAGAGCCAUGUGGACAGAGCAGAGGCAGCGAUGGAGAAGGGCAGCAGGUCGCUUGGUCGGCGCUCUGGAUGCAGUGCUGGACUCCAGUGCACGGGUUGCCCCAUUUCGGAUUCUGCUGCAGGUCCCUGGGUCCCAGGUCUACUCCCCCAUCGCAUGCGGUGCAACAUUAGAGGAAAUAAACCAGCACUGGGACUGGCUGGAGCAGAAUCUCCUCCAUACUUUGUCUGUCUUUGACAAUAAAGAUGACAUUGCCAGCUUUGUCAAAGGAAAAGUAAAGGCCCUGAUUGCUGAAGAGGCCAGCAGCCGGCUGGCUGAGCAGGAGGAGGAGCCCGAGAAGUUCCGAGAGGCCCUGGUGAAGUUUGCAGCCAGGUUCAACUUCCCCGAGGCGGAGAAGCUGGUCACCUACUACUCCUGCUGCUGCUGGAAGGGCCGGGUGCCACGCCAGGGCUGGCUGUACCUCAGCAUCAACCACCUCUGCUUCUACUCCUUCUUCCUGGGCAAGGAGCUUAAACUUGUCAUCCCUUGGGUCGAUAUCCAGAAAUUGGAAAGAACGUCCAAUGUGUUCCUCACGGACACUAUCCGGAUCACCACACAGAAUAAGGAGCGCGACUUCUCCAUGUUUCUGAACCUGGAUGAAGUGUUCAGGAUCAUGGAGCAGCUGGCGGAUGUGACACUCCGGAGGCUUCUGGACAACGAGGUCUUCGACCUGGACCCAGAUCUGCAGGAGCCGAGCCAGAUCACCAAAAGGGACCUGGAGGCGCGAGCACAGAACGAGUUCUUCCGAGCCUUCUUCCGGCUGCCCCGGAAGGAGAAGCUGCGUGCGGUGGUGGACUGCGCCCUCUGGACGCCCUUUAGCCGCUGCCACACCGCGGGCCGGAUGUUCACCUCCGACAGCUACAUCUGCUUUGCCAGCCGUGAGGACGGCCGCUGCACCGUGGUCCUGCCUCUCCGAGAGGUCGUGAGCAUCGAGAAGAUGGAGGACACAAGCCUGCUGCCCAAUCCCAUCAUCGUCAGCAUCCGCAGCAAGAUGGCCUUCCAGUUCAUCGAGCUCAGGGACCGGGAGGGCCUGGUGGAGAGCCUGCUGGCGAGACUGAAGCAGGUCCACGCUGACCACCCUGUGCGCUACGAUGACGACAUGACAACACCUGUGUUUUACUCAAGCAUGUGUGGUGACCACAAGUUUGGGGAUCUCGAAAUGGUGUCCCCUCAGAGCAGCGAGGAGAGUGAGAAGAGCCCACUGCCGUGCCCCGAGUCCCUGACCCCCGUCUUCCCUCAGUCAGGCAGCCAGAGCCCUGACUCGCACCUGUCCCGGGAGCAGAUCAAGGUCAGCCUGUGGAACGACCACUUCUCGGAGUAUGGCAGGACUGUGUGCAUGUUCCGCACUGAGAAGAUCCGCAAGUUGGUGGCCAUGGGGAUCCCCGAGGCUCUGCGGGGGCGGCUCUGGCUCCUCUUCUCAGAUGCUGUGACGGACCUCGGGUCGAACCCGGGUUACUACGGGAAGCUGGUGGAAGAGUCGCUGGGGCGGUGCUGCCUGGUGACCGAGGAGAUAGAGCGUGACCUGCACCGCUCCCUGCCCGAGCACCCGGCCUUCCAGAACGAGACGGGCAUCGCUGCUCUCAGGAGGGUGCUUACGGCCUAUGCCCACCGCAACCCCCGCAUUGGGUACUGCCAGUCCAUGAACAUCCUGACCUCCGUGCUGCUGCUGUAUGCCAAGGAGGAAGAGGCCUUCUGGUUGCUGGUCGCUGUGUGUGAACGGAUGCUGCCUGAUUACUUCAACCACCGAGUAAUCGGGGCUCAGGUGGACCAGUCUGUCUUUGAGGAGCUCAUCAAGGAGCACCUCCCGGAGCUGGCGGAGCACAUGAAUGACCUCUCGGCCCUGGCAUCCGUCUCACUCUCGUGGUUCUUGACCCUGUUCCUCAGCAUCAUGCCCCUGGAGAGUGCCGUGAAUGUUAUGGACUGCUUCUUCUACGACGGGAUCAAAGCCAUCUUCCAGCUGGGGCUGGCUGUGCUGGAAGCCACUGCUGAGGAGCUGUGCAGCAGCAAGGAUGAUGGUCAGGCCUUGAUGAUCCUCAGCAGGUUUCUAGAUCACAUUAAGAAUGAAGACAGCCCAGGGCCCUCCAUCGGCAGCCACCAUGCCUUUUUCUCUGAUGACCAGGAGCCCUACCCUGUGACUGACAUUGCUGACCUCAUCCGGGACUCCUAUGAGAAAUUUGGGGACCAGUCUGUGGAGCAUAUAGAGCACCUGCGCUGCAAGCACCGGAUCCGGGUCCUCCAGGGGCAUGAGGAUACCACGAGGCAGAACGUGCUCCGUGUGGUCAUUCCCGAGGUCUCAAUUUCUCCUGAGGACCUGGAGGAACUCUAUGACUUAUUCAAGCGGGAACACAUGCUGAGCUGCUACUGGGCGCAGCCUGGACCUGUGGCCCUGCGACACGACCCCAGCAGGCCCUAUGCUGAGCAAUACCGCAUUGACGCCCGGCAGUUCACUCGCCUCUUCCUGCUGCUCUCGCCCUGGACCUGCGGGGCUCACACGGAGAUCCUGGCGGAGAGGACAUUCCGGCUGCUGGAUGACAAUGUGGACCAGCUCCUGGAGUUCCGGGCAUUCACGAGCUGCCUGGAUAUUAUGUACAAUGGAGAAAUGAAUGAGAAAAUCAAACUGUUGUACAGGCUUCAUAUCCCUCCAGCACUCACUGAAAAUGAUCGCGACAGCCAGUCACCACUGAAGAAUCCUCUGUUGUCGACGUCCAGGCCGCUGGUCUUUGGGAAGCCCAAUGGUGAUACAGUUGAUUACCGGAAGCAGCUGAAGCAGAUGAUUAGAGAUCUAGCAAAAGAAAAAGACAAAACCGAGAAAGAGCUGCCCAAAAUGAGCCAGAGAGAGUUUAUCCAGUUCUGUAAGACUCUGUACAGCAUGUUCCAUGAAGACCCAGAAGAAAAUGAGCUGUACCAAGCCAUCGCCACUGUCACCACACUGCUGCUGCAGAUUGGGGAGGUGGGCCAGCGGGGCAGCAGCUCCCAGGAAUGUUCAGAGGAGCUGCAGGCCCCUGCUCCCUCUCCUGACCAGGACUCCAUCUUUGUAGACCCUGGCAAGCCUGUCCAGGACGCCCAGCCAUUUCCUGAGGUGGUGGAAGGGGUCUGGACGGUCUCCCUGGAGCACAUUUUAGCAUCACUCCUUACUGAACAGUCCUUAGUGAACUUUUUUGAAAAGCCACUGGACAUUAAACCCAAACUUGAAAAUGCCAAGAUCAAUCAAUACAACCUCAACAAUCUUGAAAUGAGCCGCCACUUGCAACCUGAACUCAAGCUGGGUAAUGCAUAGAGGUGGGAGUUCACCGUAGUACAUACUGCAGUCUGCCACGGCAGGUGGGCUGCCUUCAGACCCGAAGCCUGGCUUUAUGCCCACGUUGGAAGCUGGGUAGCUGGAUAAACCACCUGAAUGCUGGCUGGGAAGAUGGUUAUUUCUAAUUAUUCUUUUAGGAGAAUCAUCAGUUGGACAGGCAGUGGUACAGGUAUCUUAUCAACUUGACACUGACUUGUGAUUUUACUUCUAGCAGUUUUGCUGCAAUGGGUGUUUCUGCUGUGAUGCUGGUAUCAUGAUAGAACACAGACUCAGACAUCAAACAAACUGAGGGCCAAGAAAAGCCCCAAGCUCUUAUUUUUCACUUACAAUGAUGAGAAAGGUCAAGAAUAAUCUUCACUUUUAAGAUCUUCAGAGCCAUUAUCCGUGCAAUUGUUUUUGGCUGUUUUUGCACUAAUUUUGUUUCAAUGCUGGUAAUUGAAACCAUUUUAAUACCUUUAGUUAUAUUCACUUUGGAUAUGUCCUUCCAAAAAUGUGUCCAAACUAUGCUUUCAAUGUUGACC
This is a messenger RNA of Fukomys damarensis (Damara mole-rat), 3886 nucleotides long. RefSeq names its product TBC1 domain family member 8 (gene Tbc1d8). The transcript is spliced from 20 exons. NCBI's taxonomy places the organism in Eukaryota, Metazoa, Chordata, Mammalia, Rodentia, Bathyergidae. Bases 39 to 3344 code for a protein of 1101 amino acids. The record is from RefSeq and is a predicted model, not a curated record.